Stegodyphus dumicola is the source of this 1877-nucleotide messenger RNA. RefSeq lists its product as uncharacterized. Lineage: Eukaryota; Metazoa; Arthropoda; Arachnida; Araneae; Eresidae. The record is from RefSeq and is a predicted model, not a curated record.
GACGGCUCCACAUCAAAGAAUCUCUAAGGAGAUAUUCUUUGUCCACACGCGUCGAAAAGGAAGAGAAGGGCUUAGAAGAAAAGAGAGGGCUGACCAAAGAAUAUACAUAGACUUUCUUUGGGCUGACGAAGUGUACGUCGCGGUGUCACCAAGGUGGUAAGAAUACGACAGUAUUUAACUACCGAAGUUGUUUAUUUUUAAAUAUAAUUUCCGCCUUCUCGGGUUCUUACAAAGGAUGAUUUUACGAUAUAUGGAAAAACACCUAGACUUAGUUCAAGCAAAAUUAACUAAAUUUACAGCUCAAAUGAAGCGAGAAAUGUGGGAAGAACUGGCAUAUAUUUUAAAUGCACAUGGUACGUGUGUAAAGACUGUGGAAAAGUGGCAUUGCUGGAUAUGUCUGUAUAGAUUAGAAAGCCGUUGAUCUGAUGACCGAGUCCUGUAAAGCAAGGAUGGUUAUAUACAGGAGCAAGUGCAAAGAAUGAUGGUGCUCAAAAUACAGAGUCGUAGCUAGGGUUUUCAGCACCCAGGGACAACUGAAGAUUUCGCGCCCCCUACUGCUUGCCAAGGAUGGAAAACAUUUAAUUCUAAAAUGUCGUAACAUCAGUUUGGCGCUCCUUGGAUUCUGCGCCCGAGUACAGAUGUCCCCCCUUGCCCCACUCUAGCUACGUCCCUGUCAAAAUAUGUUAGGAAUAUUCUGCAAAGAGGAUGCUGAUAUCAGAAGACUUUUAUAGAUUGGAAAGGGGCUAUCAAGAAAAAAGCAGCCGAGAUUGAAGCAGGAGAAAAACUGACUAGAGGAAGACCAGCAUGCUAUAAGGAACUUGGCAACUGUGAAAUGACACUUAUUAAUUUAAUUAACAGGACAAAUAAUGCUAAAACAGCAGCAGUUAAGGAGGCAAAUGCAGAAAAUCUUAUGUUUUCAGGAAUACUAAUCAACCAUAUGUACUCAAAGGGCAUUCCUGCCAUGGAAAAACCUGUACAGAUGAACUGGAAAUCUCCCUCAGAGAUCGAUUCAACAAAUAUUUUGGAAGCACAGAUAAAGCCGAAACCAGUUGAUGUUGUGAAUUUAACUGAUAACAUGACUGAAGAUGGGCUUAUACAGAAAUUCAUGGAACCUACUUUAGAACCUGCUUUGGUAAAUGUUUUGGAAGAACAAGCCAAGCUGGAACAAACUCAUAUCUCUAAUAAAAAUUUAACACCAAUAAUACAUAAAGUUACUAAUGGCACCUUAGCUACAAAUGAAACUCUACAAAAGAACUUAAAACCUAUCUUAUAUAAUGCUUUAGGAAAUAUUUCAAAAGGAAAAAUGGUAUUAAUACACACUGGUGCCCUUGGUUAAAAAUACAAAACAAGUAGUAUAUGCAGUUAUUAGUAACCAACCAACUGGAAAAAUUCUUUACAACAAAACCUAAAACUUACUCCACUGUGUGCUUUAACUGGUUCUUUUCAUACACACAUGAAGUUGAGGCUAAUAGAUACUUCAAGGAAAAAUUCAAAAAAGAUGGCUUUUAAAGUUAAAAGUGAAAAUUCAUUUGUAAAAGAGCUUCCAUGGAAGAAACUAAAAACUGGUCCCCAGACUGUUUUGACUAAUGCUUUGAGGGUGGAGCAUAAAAUUUUAUAUAGAAUGACACAAGCCAUUACUAAUAACAACCUACACCCUCUACGAAAGAAACUGAAACUUUCUUCAGUGACUGCUUUAAAAAGUGUUGUGGAAGCACAAACAAAGAAAAACAAAUGGAUACCUUGAAUGAAAAUUUAGAAGAAAUGACACACGGUGUUACAGGACUGACAAAAGCUAUUACAGAUUCCUGCCAAUUAAUAUUUGCAGCCUUAAACAAAAAUUAUAUGGAUGAAUAAAAAGGCUUUUUUUAAAAAAAAAA